This is a messenger RNA of Glossina fuscipes, 2008 nucleotides long. RefSeq names its product RNA-binding protein 45. Lineage: Eukaryota; Metazoa; Arthropoda; Insecta; Diptera; Glossinidae. The record is from RefSeq and is a predicted model, not a curated record. Gene Ontology annotation, molecular function: RNA binding. The coding region runs from base 144 to 1571 and encodes 475 amino acids. The transcript has 7 exons.
UGCUGGUAUACAUAUUUCGCCAUUUUCUUUUCAUCGUAGACCAAAGUCGAAUAAAUUUUAAUAGCUGAGAAGCGAGGAAAAUUAAGUUUCUUAAUUCGAAUUUAGGAAAAAUAGUAAAAAAAAAGAAAGAAAAACUUAAAGAUAUGUCUGAUUAUCGUUCACAAUCACGUGACGGCUACCGUGACGGUGGCCGCGGUCAUACUGGUGAAGAUGAUCCGCCAAUGUCUAGGUUAUUUGUUAUAUGCAAUAAAGCUCAUACCGAGGAACAAUUUCGUGAAACAUUUUCUCCAUUUGGAGAAAUUGAAGACAUUUGGGUAGUUAAAGAUAAGCAAAGCGGCGACAGUAAAGGUAUCGUUUAUAUAAAAUUUACUAAAACGUCUGAUGCAGCUAAAGCUCAGGAAGAAAUGAACGGCAAGCCGAUGGGAAAUGUAGACAGGCCCUUAAAAGUGUUGGUUGCUGCAAAUCGCAAUCAGGGUUCGAACAAAGUAGAAAACGAACAAGAGAAGUACGUGCGUCUUUUUAUUGUCACUUCUAAAAAUGCCACUGAGGAUGAAUUGCGUAACGAAUUUGCACAAUGGGGUCCAGUAGACAGCGUAACAUUAGUCAGAGAUAAAAAUACUGGCAAUCCUAAGGGUUUCGGAUAUAUACGUUACACGAGGUUUUAUCAUGCUGCUUUGGCUUUUGAAAAUUGUGCCUCAAAGUACAAAGCGGUAUUUGCUGAACCGAAAAACUCGACGCGCAAUCAGCGCGAUCAGUAUGGACGACUUCCUGAUGAUGGACCCGUUAGCGGAGGACGUGGUGGAGGCGGUGGGGGCUAUGGAAAUGGUGGCUUUGGAUCCAAUAAUAUGGGGGGUUAUAAUAAUGGCGGCGGAUUUAAUGAUUGGACUAAUCUUUCCAGCAACACUGAUAUGGCUGCUUUUCUGCGCAUGCAAAAUGUUCCCGUACCGCAACCGACAUGUUUAGAAGUUAUUGCUAGUAAUAGCGUAAAUCAAGAUCAACUAUGGAGAUUAUUUGAUAUCAUACCUGGUUUAGACUACUGUCAAAUUACUAGGGAAUAUGGACCAAGAACAAAUGAGGCUAUAGUAGUUUACGACAAUCCUGAAGCAGCCAUUUAUGCAAAGGAUAAGCUACAUGGUUUAGAAUAUCCAGUGGGAGAACGUAUCAUCGUCAAAGUGUCUGGCAUGAGCUCUUCACGCAUAGAUACAUCUUUUAUUGACAAACGCACCAGAAAGGAUUCAAUUUGCAAUGUGCCUUUGCCACCGGCCCAACCGUUAGCGUCAAGUGAUGCACCAGUGGCUCAACGAUUGUUCAUCGUAUUGGCAUCGAAUCUUCCCCAAACUAUUUUGAAGAGCGUUUUCUCUUGUUGGAAGGACUUAAUUGAUGUCUAUUUGCUGCCUAAUAAAAAUUGUGGAUAUGUUAAAUAUGCCGAUAGAGACAGUGCCAAAAAGGCAAUUCAAAUUUUAAAUGGUGCCGAAAUAUGUGGUACCAAAAUUAAGGUUAUGGAAGCUGAAGACAGAGGCAAUGGCAGUGAUGGUGACGAUAGUGGUCGUAAACGAUUGCGCAGAAAUUAAGCACCACAGAUGGACAAAACUGUAAGAAACAAACGUAUUAAAAAACUACCUUACAAUGAAAUAAUUUAUAAAAACAAAAAAAAACAUUAACUGACCACCAACCUAGAAAACGAAAAGCAAUCACCGGAUACAUGAACCAAACGGAUACAGAAGAUAAUAUAAUGAUAUCAAAUCAAUAACCGAAAUAGUUCUCAUUCACGGACCACUACCAUCAACUCUCUAUUGUUGUCUCUAUGAUCUUCUAAUUCCGAAUCUGAAUUUUAUUAUAGUUUAGGAAUAGACUAGAAAACGGGGGAUGCAUGUAGCACACACACACAAGAAUAAACGGAAUACGGAGAAGAGACCCUUGGAAGUUAUAACCACAACUAUAAUAACAACAACAACAACCAUUAAAACUAUUACAGCUACCAACUACCGAAAUAUCACCCAAAUAUCCC